GCAGCAGGGUGGGUAUCUGGAUGCUGGAGGGAGGAUGCCUCUAUGUGGGCGAUGCCCAGGAGCUUGUUCAGGCCCCUGAAGUGGGCUGUGGGUGUCCCAGAUGCAAAGUGGUGACGAGCCUUUGGGAUCUUCUGAUGGGGUGGACUUCUUGGAGUAGAGGGAUUAGAAAAAGGGCAGAACAUUAGGAGGGAAGAUUUCAGUGGAUGAGUCUUUUGUAAAUUAACUGGAAAAAGACCACCAAAAUACAUCUAAUCACUAGCUUGUGGGAAUAUGGGUGGUUUUCUUUUCUUUUUUUUGCUCUUUAUGUUUUCUAAGAUUUCCACAUAAAUUUUUUUUGUAAUCAUGAAAAUGUUACAGAGACACUUAAAGACACAUGCACAUAAAAACAUUACAGAGCCAUGUAGAUGCACACGCACACAAAAGCACAGGCCACAGAGAGUUGGGAGAAGAGAAGGCAGAAGGACGAGGAUCUGGAAGUGCAGUAUCUGCUGGAGCAGCCCUUGGGAGCUGAGUGGGCCGGACGGUUCUCUCUCUCACCUUGUCGAAGUUGUUAAAAGAAGCGUGACACCCCGAGCAGUUCCAUAUGGUGAACCAUUUACCGAGUGCCCAGGGCUCCCAAAAAGAAAGGGAAGAAAGGGAAAGCCAAAGGUACCCCGAUUAUUGACGGGCUCGCUCCGGAGGACAUGAGCAAGGAGCAGGUGGAGGAGCAUGUCAGCCGCAUCCGGGAGGAGCUGGACCGCGAGCGGGAGGAGCGCAACUACUUCCAGCUGGAGCGGGACAAGAUCCACACUUUCUGGGAGAUCACGCGGAGGCAGCUGGAGGAGAAGAAGGCCGAGCUGCGGAACAAAGACCGGGAGAUGGAGGAGGCUGAGGAGAGGCACCAGGUGGAGAUCAAGGUCUACAAGCAGAAGGUGAAGCACCUGCUGUACGAGCAUCAGAACAACCUGACGGAGAUGCAGGCUGAGGGCACGGUGGUCAUGAAGCUGGCCCAGAAGGAGCACUGCACACAGGAGGGCCUGCUGCGCAAGGACGUGCGGGCACUGAAGGUGGAGCUCAAGGAGCAGGAGCUGGCCAACGAGGUGGUGAUGCAGAACCUGCGGCUGAAACACUCCGAGGAAAUCACCAAGAUGCGAAACGACUUCGAGAGGCAGGUGCGAGAAAUUGAGGCCAAGUACGAUAAGAAGAUGAAGAUGCUUAGGGAUGAGCUCGACCUGCGGAGAAAGACUGAGAUCCACGAAGUGGAGGAGAGGAAGAACGGCCAGAUCAACGUGCUGAUGCAGCGGCACGAGGAGGCCUUCACAGACAUCAAGAACUACUACAACGACAUCACCCUCAACAACCUGGCCCUCAUCAACUCCCUCAAGGAGCAGAUGGAGGACAUGCGGAAGAAGGAGGAACACCUCGAGAGGGAGAUGGUGGAGGUGUCUGUACAGAACAAGCGCCUGGCAGACCCUCUCCAGAAGGCUCGGGAUGAGAUGAAUGAGAUGCAGAAGAAGCUCGUGAACUAUGAGAGAGACAAGCAGAUCCUGGUUUGCACAAAAGCACGUUUGAAGGUCACUGAGAAAGAGCUGAAGGGUCUGCAGUGGGAGCAUGAGGUGCUGGAGCAGCGGUUCAUGAAGGUGCAGCAGGAGCGGGAUGAGCUCUACCAGAAGUUCACUGCGGCCAUCCUGGAGGUGCAGCAGAAGGUGGGCUUCAAGAACUUGGUCCUGGAACGCAAACUGCAGGCGCUGAACACUGCUGUGGAGAAGAAAGAGGUGCAGUUCAAUGAGGUGCUGGCGGCCUCCAACCUGGACCCCGCGGCUCUGACCCUCGUGUCCCGCAAGCUGGAGGAUGUUCUGGAAUCAAAGAACAGUGCCAUCAAGGACUUGCAAUACGAGCUGGCCCGCGUCUGCAAGGCCCACAACGACCUGCUGCGCACCUACGAGGCGAAGCUCCUGGCCUUCGGGAUCCCCCUGGACAACGUGGGCUUCAAGCCCCUGGAGACGGCCGUGAUUGGGCAGACGCUGGGCCAGGGCCCCGCGGGACUCGUGGGCACCCCAACAUAGUCCCCGCCUGGGACUGGAGGAUACCCUCUUUCACACACCGAGGACAGCAGGUGUUUGUUUUUUAGAUUUGUGUCGUCAGCAAAUGAAGGUUCUUCACGUUG
Molecule: messenger RNA, 2146 nt
Organism: Diceros bicornis minor
Lineage: Eukaryota; Metazoa; Chordata; Mammalia; Perissodactyla; Rhinocerotidae
Gene: GAS8
Product: growth arrest specific 8
Exons: 11
Coding region: 684-2045 (453 amino acids)
Biological process (GO): flagellated sperm motility
Cellular component (GO): motile cilium; microtubule; Golgi apparatus
Molecular function (GO): microtubule binding; small GTPase binding
Source: RefSeq, a predicted model, not a curated record